UUUUCGGCGCCGGCGGGGCCUGUUGGGGGCGCGGCUGGAGAUGCCCUAAAUCUUCAUCCCGUCGAAGCCGCCACAAGGAGGCGGCGACAUAGGCGACCCUUCUCUUCGACGCCGGCAUUGAAGUUUGGUGGAGUGCGCUCCUUCUCUUCUUCCCAUUGAUGUCCCUGUCAACAACGCAACUUCGGCCGAGCGCUCCUAGGAGAUGGAUUCAUCUAGAGACCGGCUCCUAGCCCUAGCAGAGGAAUAUCCGGAGUAUGAUAUGGAGCUGCUGGGGCACGUCCUCGACAACGAGAAUCUUCGAGUCAAGUACAUCCCGGAGGCAAUAAAAGUGCUCUUCGAGACGCCGUCCGGCUUUGCGAUCUUCGCCAUCGACUCUGGCUACCUCUAUGACAACGACAGGGACUUCACUGGCAUUGACACGAUCUGGGUUCACUGUGUCAAGAAGGAAUCUGCGGACUUUUUUCUCUGGCCAAAGGGAUUCCUAAAGCUUGACAAGGCGACCAAGGCCAUAGCCAUUAAUUCUGAUGGUAUUCAUAAAAGCCUUGCUGAAUUUAUCGAGCAGAAGGUUGGGAUGGAGGAUAUACUAUUGGUCGGUGAAUCUGCAUACGUAGAAGUUAUUGAAGCACACGUGGGAGUUACAUGUAGAUGCGAUGCUAAUGCAAUUGAGCUGAUGUGGGGCCUGCAAAACCUAUUGCAUGAUUUAGUGCCUGAAGAGGAAUCGGAGUUCGGAAAGAAUGACCGCAAGUACUAUAGUCAAAAAUUACUUGCCUACCUGCGUCACAUUGACAAUGAGGUCAGGCCUGAAAUGAUCAAUGGAGAGAUUGCUUUAUUGGCUUCCAUCAUACACCGUUGUAAUGUUACCAACAAGAAUUACCGCGACAACAUGCAUAAGCUUGAUAAGGUUCUUUACAAGAGAUCUGGCCUCAGGACUGACCAAUGGGACACUGUGACGCAUGCUACAGCUCUAGCUAAAUUGAUUGGAGAAUCUGUACCCAUCCCUGAAAGUAUGUUCAGUUCUGUCGAAAAGGGAACUCUAACUAGUAAUCUAGUUGAUUACAGUGAUGAGAUUGACAAGGACACUAUAAAAGUAAUAUACGAGCAUGUGGUACAACUUAAUAAACUUAAGUUUUCAACGCUGCACAAGCUCAAGAUUCUUCUUUGCGAUGCUAAAGCAGCAGUCUUGCGGGAGCCUCGGGAGUCUGAAGAGAUGUUGGUUGAGGUGCCACAAGUGUUCAGUUCCAAGAGGAGUUGCCAGGAGGAGGCUGAAUGUGACCGGCAGAAUAAGAGUCUCAAGGUUAACGACGGUGACAGUGAUGUGGUCCAAAGUGAUGCAAUUAUGGAUGCAAAAACGAAUUAGUUUCACUUUGCUGACCUAUGAAUGAAUGUGCUCAAGUCAGUUCCUUAUUAUUUUGCGCUGACCUAUUAAUGAAUGUGCUCGAGUAAGUUCCUUAUUUUGCGCUAUCAACAAAUUUGGAACAGUCCAAACUGAACUGUCAUGUACUUUGUUAAUUAGUUUCUUACCAAUGCUUGCUUGUAACCAAAACCACUCUUAACUAUUGGGUUUUCUUCUGGUAUCGAUUUAAUUGGAAUUUUGGACUAAAA
Messenger RNA from Triticum dicoccoides, 1602 nucleotides. RefSeq lists its product as uncharacterized. The transcript has 8 exons. NCBI's taxonomy places the organism in Eukaryota, Viridiplantae, Streptophyta, Magnoliopsida, Poales, Poaceae. Gene Ontology annotation, molecular function: snoRNA binding. The coding region runs from base 203 to 1357 and encodes 384 amino acids. The record is from RefSeq and is a predicted model, not a curated record. Gene Ontology annotation, cellular component: small-subunit processome; box C/D methylation guide snoRNP complex.